CUUUCUGAUCAAGCAAUAUGUUUAAGAAUAAAACAUCAAAAAACAACAAUUUUUUUAACAGCAAUUUCAACAGACAGCUUGUUAAAAAUUAAAAAAAAAAUUAUUAAAAUAUUGGAAGAAACUGAAAAUCAAGUUCCAUCAAAAAUUAGAUUAUAUAAAUAUCAAAAUAAUUCUGGUCCUACUUUAGCAUUGGAUAUAGAUUAUGAAACUAUUGAAGGUUUAAAUAUUAAAGAUAAUGAAGUUUUAAUAUUAUGUUUUUGGGAUAAAAUCAUUAAUGAUUGGGAAAGUAUCAAUAUAGAACAACCAGAACCUUUAACAUAUGAAUCAGAUGUAGAACCUGAAGAAGAUUUUGAAGAUGGAAUUAAUAAAAUAGUUGAGGAUAACAGCAGCAGCAACAACAAUAAAUCAGAUAAAUUACUUGCUGGUGAAAUAUUGUUCUAG
Messenger RNA from Entrophospora candida, 441 nucleotides. Lineage: Eukaryota; Fungi; Glomeromycota; Glomeromycetes; Entrophosporales; Entrophosporaceae. The record is from the annotation of a GenBank genome assembly.